AUGCAGCAACUGGAGGAGGAAGCUAAAUGUUCAGGCGGUGAGGAGUGGCUGAGGAGUUGCCUGGCAUUCGCCCCCUCUUUAGCAGUCUUUGAUGAAAUAGAAGAGGAGGAGCUGGAGGCUGGGUUUUGUCAGGAAGCCAUAGAGAACAGUAUAAGCAGGAUGGAGACUGGCCCGAGCAGCAUGGGGCUCCGGCCAGAGAUAGAGGAAGCUACAAGUGACCAGGAGGA
Messenger RNA from Pelobates cultripes (western spadefoot toad), 227 nucleotides. The record is from the annotation of a GenBank genome assembly. Lineage: Eukaryota; Metazoa; Chordata; Amphibia; Anura; Pelobatidae.